GAGAGAUAGAGAGAGCGAGCGAGAGCUAGCGAGCGAAAAGUGAAAGACCGAGAAACCAGCGAAGAAUUCUUCGUGCGCGAUCGCCGACUUCGAGUAGCUUCAGUUGCCCUGCAGAAUUCCCAGCGAUCGGUUCGUGCAGCGGAUUCUCGCGUCGCGACUUACCACCAACCAUCAAAAUUAUUAUUUGCAAAAUAUAUUUUUUUCAAGUUCGGUGCGCAGUGUGAUUAAAAUAAAUAUUUUUUUUUUGUUUUAUCGAGCAUCGAUAUCGAACCCAACACACAACACACUUCCUGGCAUGUCGAGGCAGCAGUUGAAACAAUCCGAAACUCGUGCCAAGUGCUAAAAUUCCACGGAAGUUGACAAGUGUCGCCAAGCGAAUUGCGCAAAAGUAUCGAAAACCCAAAGCAAAUAUUUAAUCUAAUAAAUUUUGGAAAAAAAUUCAAAAUAUAUAUUAAUAACGGACGGACAGGAGUGACAGCGUGAGCGAGACAGCAACAAUGCACCGCACGCAGCCGUCGCUGCCGCUGCCUCUGCCGCUGCUGGCGUUGGCGCUGGCUUCGGCGCUGGCUUUUGCGCAGGCGCAGGCGCAGAAUAUAGAUGCCGGCUGCAGUUUCCCGGGAUCGCCGGCGCACAGCAGCGUCGUCUUCUCCAAUGCGAAUCUCACCCAGGGCACGGUGGCCUCCUACAGCUGCGAGCGCGGAUUCGAGCUUCUGGGACCGGCGCGGCGUGUCUGCGACAAGGGGCAGUGGGUGCCCGAGGGCAUUCCGUUCUGCGUUUUGAACGUCGCCGCUGGCAAGGCGCCCAUGCAAAUUUCCACCGAUGGCGCCGGUGCUCCACAGAAGGCCAUCGAUGGCUCCACAUCCGCCUUCUUCACGCCGGAGACCUGCUCGCUGACGAAGGCGGAGCGCUCGCCCUGGUGGUAUGUGAACCUCCUGGAACCCUACAUGGUGCAACUGGUGCGCCUGGACUUUGGCAAAUCCUGCUGCGGCAAUAAACCCGCCACUAUUGUGGUGCGCGUGGGCAACAAUCGACCGGACCUGGGCACCAAUCCGAUCUGCAACCGCUUCACGGGCCUCCUGGAGGCCGGCCAGCCGCUCUUCCUGCCCUGCAAUCCGCCGAUGCCGGGCGCCUUUGUGAGUGUCCACCUGGAGAAUAGCACACCCAAUCCGCUGUCCAUUUGCGAGGCGUUCGUCUACACAGAUCAGGCGCUGCCCAUCGAGCGGUGUCCCACGUUCCGCGAUCAGCCGCCUGGUGCGCUGGCCUCGUACAAUGGCAAGUGCUACAUCUUCUACAAUCGCCAGCCGCUGAACUUCCUGGACGCGCUGUCCUUCUGUCGAUCGCGCGGCGGUACGCUGAUCAGCGAGAGCAAUCCGGCGCUGCAGGGAUUCAUCAGUUGGGAGCUGUGGCGACGUCAUCGCAGUGACGUCAGCUCGCAGUACUGGAUGGGAGCGGUGCGCGAUGGCAGCGAUCGCAGCAGCUGGAAAUGGGUGAACGGCGACGAGCUGACCGUCUCCUUCUGGAGUCAUCCCGGCGGCGAUGAGGACUGUGCCCGCUUCGAUGGCUCCAAGGGCUGGCUGUGGAGCGACACCAACUGCAAUACGCUGCUCAACUUCAUCUGCCAGCACCAGCCGAAGACCUGCGGCCGACCGGAGCAGCCGCCCAACUCCACGAUGGUGGCCCUCAACGGCUUCGAGGUGGGCGCCCAGAUCAAGUACAGCUGCGAUGCCAAUCACCUGCUGGUGGGUCCGGCCACGCGCACCUGCUUGGAGACGGGCUUCUACAACGAGUUCCCGCCAGUGUGCAAGUAUAUCGAAUGUGGUCUGCCGGCCAGCAUUGCGCAUGGCUCGUAUGGCCUGCUCAACAACACGGUUGGCUACCUGAGCCUGGUGAAGUACUCCUGCGAGGAGGGCUACGAGAUGAUCGGACGCGCCCUGCUCACCUGCGACUUUGACGAGCGCUGGAAUGGACCGCCACCACGUUGUGAGAUUGUGGAGUGCGACACUCUGCCGGGCAACUACUACAGCACCAUCAUCAGUGCACCCAAUGGCACCUACUACGGCUCCAAGGCGGAGAUCAGCUGUCCGCCCGGCUAUCGCAUGGAAGGACCUCGCGUGCUCAGCUGCCUGGCCAGCGGUCAGUGGAGCAGCGCCCUGCCGCGUUGCAUCAAACUGGAGCCAUCCACACAGCCCACGGCCGCGCCCACCGUGCCAGUGCCCUCAUCGGUGGCCACGCCCCCGCCCUUCCGGCCCAAGGUCGUCAGCUCGACCACCAGCCGCACGCCCUACCGCCCAGCAGUUUCCACGGCGAGCAGCGGCAUCGGCAUCGGCGGCAGCUCCACCAGCACAGUGGGCACGUAUCCCAGUCUCAGUCCCACGCAGGUGGAGAUCAACGGCGAAUCUGAAUCCGAGGAGGAAAUCAAUGUUCCCCCCGUGCCCGGCACCGUUCGCGAGGAGUUCCCACCACGACGCACCGUUCGCCCGGUGCUCAUACCGAAGAAGCCGAACAGCACGCCGGCCGCCCUGCCGCCCACCACCCACCAGGUGCCGCCGCAGCCGCCGUCCACCUACGCACCCACACCGCCGCGCAGCUCGCGACCAAGUGGCGUGCCGAACAGCGGCGGCGGCGGGGUGGAGACCACCACGCGGAACACGCAGCAGAUCAUCGCCAACUCGCAUCCGCAGGACAACGAGAUCCCCGACAGCGUCAACAUCCAGCAGAACCAGUCGCCCAAUGUCAAUGUGCCGUUCGCCGUCGACGGGCCCGAUCGCAAGGAGACCAAGGAGGCCAAACUCAAUCUGGGCGCCAUCGUUGCUCUGGGCGCUUUUGGUGGCUUCGUCUUCCUGGCCGCCGUCAUCACCACGAUCGUGAUCCUGGUGCGAAGAAACCGAACCACGCAACACUAUCGCCAUCGCGCCUCGCCCGACUGCAACACCGUGGCCAGCUUCGAUAGCUCCACCUCCGGAUCCCGCAAUGGACUCAACAGGUACUACCGCCAAGCCUGGGAGAACCUGCACGAGUCCGCCUCGAAGAACAGCUCACACAACGCCCUGCGCCGCAAGGAGACCCUCGAUCCACCGAGCAUGACCCGAUCCCGCGACAAUCUGCGCGACAACAUGCAGCGAUCCCGCGAAAAUCUCGACAGGUGCGGCAGGGACAACUACGGGAUGCGGGACGACUCCGAGAUGGUGGUGUCCUCGGUGGUGUCGGAUGUGUGCCUGAAGGGCGAGAAGAAGCGCCACCAUCACCAUCACCACAAGAGCAGCUCCCGCAAUGGCGACUACCGCGACCGGGAUCACUCCUCCGGCAGACGCGAGCACCACCGACAUAGCGGAGGCGGCGGUGGCGGAGGAGGCGCUGGUGGCGGCCACUAUUGACCAACCAUGGUCAUCACCAUCAACGUGGAGCGGCAGUAGCCAAUCGAACGAUAGUGGCCAGCAGCAGAGUCGGCGUAGAAAUCGGACUCGGAUUCGAAUUCGCACAUGGAUUUGGAUUUGAAUUUGGAUUUUGACUUGGACUCGGGUUCUUGGUUUUGGAUUUGGAUUUCGAUUUUGAUUCAGAUUCGAAAAUCGCGAUCUGAGAACUGCAAAGCGAGCGCAACAACGAAACGUUUUUUGUUUAAUUUUAGCAACCGUUUUUUUUUCGCGCAUUAGUUAUGUAAGCCAGAGAUCGAGAAAAGGGUUCGGAAACAGCGUGGAGAAGACUUUUCUGUUUAUAGUGAAAAAAAAGAACAAAAUGUUAAAACACCAGCGCAAGAGAUCCUUUAACUUGCAAGUCAAUACUUAGCUAUAUAAUCGAAUCGUAUGCAAAACUCCGAAAUCUCCGGGGAUUUUAGAAAUAUCUACAUGAGAACUUUUAGGAGAAAAAAUAUCCCAAAAAUCAAUCUUCAAAAACUUGAAUCUCUUAUUGGUAAUUUUGCCUGAUUAUUUGGCUUUUUAUGUGCCGGAGUUUCGGGGAUGGUCCCAUUUAUAAGUAUAUAUGCACUCGUGCUAAGAUUUCGUCCGAACUCGUAUAAUUUAUUCGCAAAGCUUUCGUAAGGUUCUUAGUUAAAUUCUCUCUAUGAAUUAGUUGUAUGUAAAGGCGUGCAAAAAGGGCAACAUGGCGAGGCGUAGUAUUUAGAUGCAAGGCACCACUCCACCCACAUCCACAUCCACCUCCCCCCCGAAGGUCACUCCACCACCCCCCAACCCCCCCACCCCUCACCCUUCACCCAGCAAGCAGAACGCAGAGCUGCAGCCAAAUUAUGUGCAACUUGGUUUCGUUUGAGGUCUCAAGCCAAAUCGACUUGCUCAUAGUCGCAAAUUAGUUACGUAAACACUUACACUAGAUAGAGAACUACCCAUAUCCAUUUCGCAAGAAAAAUUCCCAAAAAAGAAAAUUCAAAAACAAAACACCAAUCGGCAGCAGCAGCAAAUAAGAGAGCAUACUGUAUAGAAAUCUGCACAGGAUCGAAAGAGCAUAUAUUAUUAGCCCCAACUCACCAAGCUACACCAUUCCAUUAUGUUUUUGUACCUACCCAUUAUAUAUCGCCCUGUAUUUGUAUUUCUAGAGUCUUGUAAUUUGUAGAUUUUGUUUUCGAGUGUGUAUCGUCGAGCGCUUAGUUUGCAAUAUUAUUUGAA
Messenger RNA from Drosophila teissieri, 4616 nucleotides. RefSeq lists its product as uncharacterized. The coding region runs from base 498 to 3374 and encodes 958 amino acids. Lineage: Eukaryota; Metazoa; Arthropoda; Insecta; Diptera; Drosophilidae. The transcript has 10 exons. The record is from RefSeq and is a predicted model, not a curated record.